UGUUCAUAUCUGUCAACGGAAAAAACGUGUGAUUCAACUAACAGAGAGUUUUUAUUUUGCGUAAAUAUUGAAGUUGAUUGUGAAUUUCACAACGUUAUACAAUAAUAUGUCGGCACCUACGUGUUUAAAUUGUAAUGUUCGUUUUCAAAAUGCUGACAUUCAGCGUGAGCAUUACAAAACGGAUUGGCAUCGAUACAAUUUGAAGCGACGAGUCGCUGAUCUGCCACCAAUUACAGCUGAAGACUUUCAAAAGCGUGUUUUGCAACAGCGUGCAUCUGAUGAAUUGGCACAACAAGAGGUUACAUUGUAUUGUGGUGUGUGUCGUAAGCAAUUCAUAUCGGAAAAAUCGCAUCAGAAUCAUUUGAAUAGCAAAAAACACAAGGAAAAUGUUCAAAUUGCUGAAAAGAAGGGACAGAAUUUGGGCGGCCAAGCCGAUAUUCCAAUGAUACAAGCACAAAAGAAAGAAGAAAAUACAGUCGCUAACAAAGUCGAGGAGGAUGAUGAUGAUGAUGAAGAUGACAUGGAAGUGGAAGAAGUCGAUUCCGAUGAAUGGGACGAUGACUUUGAAAAUCCCAUUGCCAACAACGAUUGCAUAUUCUGCGGCGAACACAGUGAAGAUAUGGUUGAAAAUGUGAAACACAUGUCAUCAGUGCACUCGUUCUUUAUACCAGACACAGAGUUCAUCACAGAUUUGGACGGAUUGUUGAUGUAUUUGGGUGAAAAAGUUGCAAGAGAUUUUAUUUGCUUAUGGUGCAACGAUAGAGGACGAACAUUUUAUUCAUUGGAUGCGGUUCGCAAACAUAUGAAAGACAAAGGACACUGUCGCAUGUUGCAUGAAGGUCUGGCAUUAGCCGAAUACGCCGAUUUCUAUGAUUAUAGUUCUAGUUAUCCAGAUCAUGAAGAUGGAAUGGAUGUUGACACUGAAGUAGCUGCAGAAGUAUUGGAAGGUGACGAAUAUCAAUUGGUAUUGCCAUCAGGUGCAGUGAUUGGACAUCGAUCGUUACUGAAAUACUACAAACAGCGACUGAAUCCAAAUCGUGCCUUAGUUCCGAAGAAUAAAAAAUUACACAAAGUUUUGUCCGAAUAUCGUGCGCUCGGUUGGACAACCACACAACAAGCGGCCGCUGCAAAGAAGGCCCGUGAUAUUCAUCAUAUGAAACGACAAUAUCAAAAAUGGAGCCAGAAAUUGGGUGUCAAAGCCAACAAACUACAAAGACACUUCCGACCACAAGUCGAUAAAUGUUAAAUUACAAUUCUGUUGUUUUCUAUCAAUUCCCCAUUAAUAUUAAUAAUGAAUUAUAAUUAUUAUUGCAAUCGGUAAAUAAACAAACCAAUGCAAAUUA
Molecule: messenger RNA, 1343 nt
Organism: Contarinia nasturtii (swede midge)
Lineage: Eukaryota; Metazoa; Arthropoda; Insecta; Diptera; Cecidomyiidae
Product: zinc finger protein 622
Exons: 3
Coding region: 107-1246 (379 amino acids)
Biological process (GO): ribosomal large subunit biogenesis
Cellular component (GO): preribosome, large subunit precursor
Molecular function (GO): zinc ion binding; nucleic acid binding
Source: RefSeq, a predicted model, not a curated record